Molecule: messenger RNA, 651 nt
Organism: Hibiscus syriacus
Lineage: Eukaryota; Viridiplantae; Streptophyta; Magnoliopsida; Malvales; Malvaceae
Exons: 3
Coding region: 156-437 (93 amino acids)
Source: RefSeq, a predicted model, not a curated record
UCAAUACUUUUGGCCAGCUCAAGACAUUGGACUGAUUUUCUCCUCCUCUUUUCAUUUCUUUCCCAUCUUGACAAACUUUUCCCUGCAUUUUCCGAGGUUCAUCCUUCAUAUCAAUCACUCUAUAAAUACUCCGACUACUAAUAUUUGCAUGAUUUAUGGGUGAAUCUUCGGCAUCAUAUAUCCGCAUGGUGCACCAUCUUAUAGAAGAGUGUUUGAUCUUCAACAUGAGCAAAGAAGAGUGCAUGGAAGCUUUGUCCAAGCAUGCAGAUAUUAAACCAGUCAUUACUUCAACAGUUUGGAAUGAAUUGCAGAAAGAGAACAAGGAGUUCUUUGAAGCUUACACAAGUGGUAGGGGUCAAAAAGCAACUGAGAUGGAGCCAAGGCAGAGGAUCCAAAGCAAGUUUAAUGCUUCCAUGGAGGCCAAUGACAAGAACUAAUAUAUAUAUCAUCAAGAAUAUAUCCAAGAUCAAAGGUUGGAAUCAUUCAAAGUAGGUUGCAGCUUAACUUCUUUCAUCUUGAGGUGGUACUGUAUAAAAAUUUAGUUAAAAAUUUAUCGUUAUUAUGAAAGAUGGGGAUGAACAACGAUUUCACGGUGGUACUUCGCUUUGCCUUUAUGUUUGGUAAAACAUGUAAAGGUCUAAUUCUGCUCAU